Molecule: messenger RNA, 4148 nt
Organism: Lepisosteus oculatus (spotted gar)
Lineage: Eukaryota; Metazoa; Chordata; Actinopteri; Semionotiformes; Lepisosteidae
Gene: mon1a
Product: MON1 secretory trafficking family member A
Biological process (GO): vesicle-mediated transport; protein targeting to vacuole
Cellular component (GO): Mon1-Ccz1 complex
Source: RefSeq, a predicted model, not a curated record
UAUGACAGAUUCAGAUUCGUAGGGUUCGUUUUUUACAGCCGUGGUAAGGGAAGGCGAAUAAAAGAUGUACUUUCACUUGGAUCAGUGCAAGGCAUUUGUUUCUGGAGACUGAAAGCAGUUCACUACAGGCAUGGCGGCCGAUGUCCACAAUAAGAAGGUGGCCUGGGAGACGCAGAAUGGGAGCUUGGCUCCAGUGGGCAAACUCCGCGCAGAGAGAUCAGACAGUCCCACUCCUGGACUUGUAGAGGGAACAGAGCCAGGUGCAGGACAAGACGAUGCCAUGUUUGUCCACACGCGCUCUUUUGAGGACCUUACUGCCGACGGCGAAGAAGGCGAGGACACGGACCCUUCGGGGCCCGCUUCUGGGCUCGGGACCCCACUGGGGGACCGGGAGCAGCCGGAGGCAGAGCCGGUGGGCCCCGAGGAGGAGCAGGCCCCGGAGGCCCCAGCUGGCGGGAGGGCAGAGGAGGAGGACGUGACCAGCGAGGCGUGGCGCGGGCGGCGGAAGCACGUCUUCGUGCUGAGCGAGGCAGGAAAGCCCAUCUACUCCCGCUACGGCACGGAGGAGGCACUGUCGAGUACCAUGGGGGUGAUGAUGGCUCUGGUGUCCUUUGUGGAAGCUGGGAAGAACGUCAUCAGGUCCAUCCAUGCUGACGGCUACAAGGUGGUCUUCCUGCGUAAGAGCCCCCUGGUGCUGGUGGGGGUGGCGCACACUCGACAGUCAGAGAGGGAGCUGACCAGAGAGCUGCUCUACAUCUACUACCAGAUCGUCAGCCUGCUCACCCUCACGCAGCUCAACCAUAUCUUCCAGCGCAAGCAGAACUACGACCUGCGGCGGCUGCUGGCUGGCUCCGAGCAUCUCACCGACAACCUUCUCAAGCUCCUGGACCGGGAUCCCGGACUUCUGCUGUGCGCCGUCUCUUGCCUCCCCCUCCCCAGUUCCACCCGCGAUGUCAUCUCCUCCAGCCUGCAGGCCGCCAAAUCCAAAAGCCUGGUCUUCUCCAUUCUGCUCGCUGGGAACCAGUUAGUGACGCUGGUGCGAAAGAAGGACCAGUAUCUUCACCACAUGGACCUCCACCUGCUCUUCAACCUGGUGGGUUCCUCCAGCUCUUUCCGUGAGGGGGAGGGCUGGACCCCUAUCUGCCUGCCCAAGUUCAACACUGCUGGGUUCUUCCACGCCCAUAUCUCCUACCUGGAGCCAGCCUCUGACCUCUGCCUCAUCCUGGUUUCCACUGACCGUGAGGACUUCUUCAACCUGUCUGACUGCAAGCAGCGCUUUCUGGAGCGACUCCGCCGUCGCAGUGCCUACCCGGCCCUGCAGGAGGCGACCCGGUCCCCCAGCUAUCCCGUCUCCCAGGUGGGCAUUCCAGAACUCAGGCACUUCGUCUACAAGUCCAAGAGCUCUGGGCUGUACACCAGCCCCGAACUCCCUGCACCAUACCAAACUGAGGAAGAGCAGGAGAGGCUGAUGGGUCUAUACCAGUACCUGCACAGCCGAGUGCAUCACACCACACGCCCACUGCGCUCCAUCUACCACUGUGGGGAGAGGGAGAACCUGCUGGCCUGGGUGACCAGCGGCUUUGAGCUCUACCUCUGUUUCAGUCCAUUGGGGACCAAAGCACAAGCUGUGAUGGCUAUUAACAAGCUGCUGAAGUGGAUUCGAAAGGAGGAGGACCGUCUCUUCAUUCUCAGUCCACAGACAUACUGACCUUCCAGCCUGCUGAAGGCUCGCUACUCACAUGGACUAACUAUCAGACUGUGUAUAGAAAGUUGUAGAUGUCACGUAUUCUCAAUAAUGCAAUAUUAGCAGCUAAUACUACUACAAAUUACUAAAAUAUAGUGGGAACAAAAAUGUGUGACCUUCAGUGUUAAAAUUAGAUUCUAGGUUUUUAUUGAAUACUUUACGAUAAUAGAUAUUUAAAUAAUUCAGGAUAAUUGUUUUCACCUAUAGAUUUUUCAGUUCGCCAUGGCAUAUCAAGCCAUAGAGAUACUUUCCAUGAUCUACAGAACCAAAAAAAUAUAUUUUGAUUUUGUUCUUUUGAUUUUACAGAUAACACAAUGUGAUCUGUAAUGCUUCCAAUAUUAAAACUAGAAAUCAAGGCACUUUUGCCCUACAAGCACUACAAUAGUCUUUGCCGCAUGACAUUUUUGACUUGAAAAGCAGGAUCUGAGUGCAUAGUUCUUUUUAGCAAAGUGUUUUAGAAGGUAAAAUGCUUCCUAUAUUUAAAUACUGAAAAAGGCACUUAUGACAAAGGUCUUUAACAAGAGGUGCCAAGUGCGUUACCAGUUUUAAAAGAACGGUAGUAUACUACAAGCAGGAUUAUUUUGGGAAUUUUAUUUAACUUUGUUCUAAACAUACAAAGAACAAGAUGUAACACAAAAGCAAAGGCAGUAUUUUAUCUAACCGAGGCAUUUCCAUCCAGUGAAUGUAGCUAUUAAUGAUGAGUAUUGAACCAGUACACUGGUUGGAUGCUAAUUCUUAGGGAAUUUAUCUUAGGCCACAUAUUAAGUUCAUGACCUUCCGACUGUGAUUAAAUUCUUUCUGGAUUUAACUUUUUUAUUUUUCUUUACAUCAGGGCAAUUAGGUUCUUAACUGGGACUAUUUUUUGGCUAUCUUCAACGAUGGCUUACUUGAGGGUACACUUCGCUGACAGGCUCCAAAGUGAAAGGAGAGUCAUAAGUGAUAAAGAAUGCAUCAGGAUAGAGACCCUAGGCUUCUGCUUUGUGCAAAAGUAGCUGAGGGAAGAGAUACUAAAGAAGGGAACAUAACAGUUAGAUUACAUUAAAUUCCCUUCCUUUGGAAUCCCUUGAAAAAUCUGUUAAAACAUUCAGUCAUGGUUUUAAAAGCAAUAUGCAGAUAUUUUCAUGACCUACAUAGACUUACUAUAAGUCUGGAAAUAUAAUCAGGUUAACUUUUUUUAUUUUGUAUGUGGUUUAAAACACUUGUAGAGCUAACAGAUUCCAUGUGCUAGUUUUAAAAUUUAAUGUUUUUACUUGAAGACAUGAUUAAUUACUUUCCUUUCACAUUUGUGGCCUGUAUUUAAAAUACUUCAUUACACAAGAGGGACUGUAUAACUUUCUGGGCCACCUGAGCUACCUGUACCUUAUCUGAUGAUUAUUUUAGCCCACCACUACAUCUCUGCUUUUAUUGAAACAUCAAGAACAAUAAGGUUUCCUGUCUUUUUUCCACGUUUGGCAACUGAAUUUGUGUCAGGAAUCCUCAGUGAAAAGGUAUACAGAUCCUGUGCAGAUGCAGGAGUAGGUAGGUGACGAAGCAGGCAAACAAUCUGAUAAGUAAGGCGAGUCUGUGGUCAAAAGAAGAAAGGUGGUUCGAAAUCCAGGAAGUACAAAUAGUGGCAAACAACCCUAAACGAGAGGCGAGGUCCAAAGUCGAAAGGCAAAAGGGAAGUCCAGAAUCUAGAAGAAUGCGAGAUACAGAAUAAACGCCACGUAGAGCUCUCCAGGAGUAGACUCAAUACUGAGCAGCAGGAAGUGACUUAGGAUGGUUUAAAUAGUGCUGCUUGCUUGCGCUUAUUAUUAACCCGCUGUUGGUACUGGUUCUUUUGUGAGAUGAUCUCCGCUGGCUGGUGGUCGUGACAAUUUGGGUGAAGUUUCAAAAGAAAGUACAUCUUUUUAAUACACCUUGAACAGUUGGAACUGUUUCCUUCGAAAAAGCAUUUUCACUGUGCCCAUGGUAUGGAAUAAAUUAGUACUGCAGUAACAGCAGUAAUAGUAUUAAACAUGCUUUAAGUAUAGUAGGAAUUUCUUGGUUUCAUAGACAUUUUACUAAUAUUCACCUCCCUUGUUUAAAUGAAAUAAACAAUCCCCAUCACCAAACGUUCUCACAUCUGCUUUCAAAUCCAAGCGAAGAAACAUUAACGAAAAGGACAUGCUUUCCUGGGGCAGUGACUCAAAGGAAUAUGGUUUGACUGAGAACAAUGUUGAGGGUAUAAAAAUUGCUUUGCCAAAUUUGCCUGCAGCACUCUCAAGGUGAAGUGUAAAACUGCAGUGCAGACAUCCCAGAUUAUCUUAUUUUUAACUGACAAGCAUGUGACUGAGAAUUGCAAAGUGGCAGUUUGUGUGCAAAGCUUUAAGAAUACUGACAGGGAUGAUGCUUGGUUUUACUCAAUAAAGUCUUUAAAUGUCAA